GAGAGCGGCGGCGGAGAGCGGCGGCGGAGAGCGGCGGCGGAGAGCGGCGGCGAGCGGUUGUCCGUGCUGCCGUGAGGUGCGUGUGAGCCGCCGCCGCGCUGUGACGAUCGCGCUCCGGGCUCCGGGCUCAGUCCGCAGUCGGCGGGAGGCGGCGAGAGAGCCGAGCGGGGAGGGAGGCCCACCGUCCGUCCCGCUGCGCCGCGCCGCUGCCGGGCGCCGCUUCCCGCGGAGGAGCGCGCUUCCCGGCCGGCCGGAGGGUGUCCGGCGGCCCGGCAUGGCGGCUGCGAGGCAAGUGCUGUGUGUGUGGGCUUUGCUGGGCGUGGCGCGCGUUCGCUGCGAGCCCAUCCGCUACUCCGUGGCCGAGGAGGGCGAGAGCGGCUCGCCGGUGGGCGACGUGGCGGAGGACGCGGGGCUGGCCCCGGCGCAGCUCUGGGCUCGCCGGGCGCGCAUCGCCUCGCCGGCCGGCCGGCAGCACUUUGGCUUAGAGCGCGGCAGCGGCCGCCUCGUGCUCGCCGAGCGGCUCGAUCGGGAGGAGCUGUGCGGACGCUCCCGCACCUGCACGCUCGCCUUCGAGCUGCUGCUCGCCGACCCGCUGCAGUUCUUUCCCAUUGAGGUGUCCGUGGAGGACGUCAAUGACCACUCGCCGGUCUUCCCGGACGAAAGGCUGACCUUUAAGAUCCCAGAACUGACAGAAGCUGGCUCCCGUUUCCCAGUGGAGGCUGCUCAGGACCUGGACAUUGGCAGCAAUGACAUCCAGGCUUACAGCAUCGCUCCUGAGAACGAGUUCUUCAGUGUCUUCAGGCAGAGCGAGAGCGCCAAGUUUAUAGAACUGAUUUUGCAAAAGCCUCUGGACAGAGAGGAGCAGCCAGAGAUGGAUUUCUCUCUCAUUGCCACAGAUGGGGGCUCUCCACCACGCACAGGUUCCACUCAAGUGCACAUUGUUGUUCUGGAUGUAAAUGACAAUGCUCCAGUCUUCACAGAGAAGCAGUAUAUCGUUAACGUUCUGGAAAAUGCUCCAGAGGGUUCGGUGAUUCUCAAAGUCAUCGCCAGUGAUGCAGAUGAGGGUGCUAAUGGUGACAUUUCCUAUCAGCUCAGCCAAUCAGCUGGACGUAGCCAUUCAUUAUUCACAAUUAACUCCAGAACAGGUGAAAUUGAAAUUGCACAGGCUUUGGAUUUUGAGACCGCACAAAAACAUGAGUUCACCGUGCUGGCAAUUGACGGUGGGGGUCUCUCAGCCAUGUGCAAUGUGGUAGUGGAUGUGAUGGAUGUGAACGACAACGCACCAGAGAUCGUGGUCAGUUCCUUCAGCAGCCCGAUCCCUGAGAAUGCAGCACCCGGGACAGUGGUCGCCCUCUUCUCUGUCACCGACAAGGAUUCCGGUGUGAAUGGGGAGAUCAGCUGUGCCCUGGCAGAACAGCUGUCGUUCUCCCUGCGGCCGGCCUUUAAGAACUACUACGAGCUGGUGACCGUGAGCGCGUUGGACCGGGAGCAAACGGCACGUUACACGGUGGUUGUCACGGCCGCAGAUGCAGGGUCUCCUCGUCUGAGCGGCAGCCACACGUUCACCGUGGACGUCUCGGACGUGAAUGACAACGCGCCCGUGUUCAACCAGACGUCGUACACCAUGUACGUGCACGAGAACAACGUCCCCGCGCUGCUGGUCGGGGCCGUGCAGGCAAGGGACGCGGACGCGGGAGCCAACGGCAAGGUGAGCUAUUCGCUGGUGGCGGCCGAUCCGCCCGAGCGAGAGCCGUGCUCGUGCGUGUCCGUGAACUCCGAGAGCGGAGCCGUGUUCGUGCUGCGGCCGCUGGACUACGAGCAGCUGAGGCAGCUGGAGGUGGUGGUGAGCGCUGCGGACGCGGGGUCCCCUCCCCUGAGCAGCAGCGUCGGCGUCCGCCUGCUGGUGGUGGACGAGAACGACAACGCGCCGCUGGUGCUGCACCCCAGCGCGCAGGACGGCGGCCCUGCUUGGAGCGAGCCGGUGCCCGCGUGGGCCGAAGCGGGGGACCUGGUGAGCAAAGUGGUGGCCGUGGACGCCGACUCGGGGCAGAACUCGUGGCUUUCGUACCGGCUGCUGAGGGCCACGGAGCCGGGGCUGUUUGCCGUGGGCGCCCAAAGCGGGGAGGUGCGGCUGAGGAGGCCGCCGACGGAGAGGGACGCGGCGAAGCAGAAGCUGGUCGUGCUGGUGCGGGACAACGGGCGGCCGCCGCUGUCGGCCACGGCGGCGCUCAGCGUGCUCCUCCUGCACGGCUCCCGGGACGCUGAGCUGCCGCAGCAGAGCCCCGCCGCGCACGACGACGACGGCUCCCUCACCGCCUCCUUGAUCGUCGCCUUGGUCUUGGUCUCGCUCCUGUUCCUGGUGUCGGCGGCGGCCUUUGCGGCGUGCAAGGCGUGCAAGAGCAAGGAGCCGAGUAGCGGGCACGUGCUGUACGGCCCCAGCGGCGUGCCGAGCUGCGUGGCUGACGGGGCCGCUGCCGGCACCCUGCCCCACGCCUAUUGCUACGAGCUCAGCCUCACCACGGGCUCGGGCAGCAGCGAGUUCCAGUUCCUCAAGCCCGUGCUGCCCAGCCUGCCGGCGCAGCGCUGCAGCACGGGGGUGGCCGGCGACGAUGCCGAGCAUUUCCCUGCUGUCCCUGUCCCCGUGGGGGAUGCUGAUGUCGAGAGCCCCGGGAUGCAGGCUGUGGGACAGUUUCACGGCUUGUAAUUAGCACUGCGUCUGCGCUUCAGGCAGCAUCAAGGCUUGUUUAGUGUGGCUUCUGUGCUUUGAUAGUUAUGUCCAUGUCUGCUUGUUUAGAUCUGCAUUUGUAGUUCACCUCCCAUUCCACAAGAACAUAAAUGUAAUUGGAAGCUGUGGAUAUUAACAGGAAAGUGAGUGUGUGCUUUCUGAGUCUCCCCUAGAUUUCAGUCCCUCAGCCUUCUAGCUCUGGCCACAACAGAAAUUCCCUGUGUUUCAAGAGGUCCCCAGAAAUGUGUGUUUCUGCUGACAGCCCAUGUGCCAGCUGGAUGAGGACAGAGCGUGCAGGAUGUGAGGGCUGGAUUUGGUGCCACCUGUGAAGCGAGCAGAGUUCAUCA
Molecule: messenger RNA, 3072 nt
Organism: Tympanuchus pallidicinctus (lesser prairie-chicken)
Lineage: Eukaryota; Metazoa; Chordata; Aves; Galliformes; Phasianidae
Product: protocadherin beta-15-like
Exons: 1
Coding region: 275-2704 (809 amino acids)
Biological process (GO): homophilic cell-cell adhesion
Cellular component (GO): plasma membrane
Molecular function (GO): calcium ion binding
Source: RefSeq, a predicted model, not a curated record